AUGACUGUUUCACGAUCGGAAGUGAUGAGGACUUGCAGGGGCAAUGUUGGCGACGAGGUUGUUACAGGGGAACAUCUUCCGAGCUCAUUACAUUGUGCUACACCAGCCGAUGUUGGAGACGGAUUGUUUGAUGAUCCAGAUGACAAUGAUGUUGAGCCGGAUCUGAUUGCUGAUGACAGUGGCGAUGACCUCGGAGCGAGUGACCCGAGAGGGGCCGCAGGUGGAUCUAGUUCUGGCACACAACAGUACCCACCCCAUUUUUCGUCAUUGGACCUGGAUGCCAUGAGGCAGGAUGGGCUUCCAGGGCAAGCCGCUGAAUUUGGCGCUAGAGAUGCAGACGGGUCUGCUGGUUUGACAGAGUUCCAGCGCAAUGGCAUCUGGGAAGUGAAACGGUACAACGGACCGCAUACCUGUCUCGCCACCUCUAUCUCCAGCGACCAUAGGAGUUUGGAUUAUCAUGUCAUAUCGACGUUCAUUAUGCCAAUGGUGAGGGCUGAUGCAUCCGUCAACAUCAAGGUGCUCCAAAAUGCCACGGCCGCGCACUUUGGAUUCAGGCCGACGUACAGGAGGGUCUGGAUGGCGAAGCAGAAGGCUGCUGCCGUCAUCUAUGGUGACUGGGAUGAGUCGUACAAUGAGCUCCCUAGGUGGGUGUUAGGAGUCCAGUUGACCAUGCCUGGUUCAGUAGCAGUCCUUCGGACAUGCCCUGUUCGAGUUGGGGGACAGCUCGACGAGUCUCAAGCUUAUUUUCACAGGCUGUUCUGGACGUUCCCACCUUGUAUCGAGGCAUUCUGUCAUUGCAAGCCGUUGGACGGGAACUCCAACAUACUGCCCGUGGCAUUUGCACUUGUCGAUGGUGAGAAUGCUGAGUCUUGGUCCUUCUUUCUCUCCCACCUCCGUCAGCACGUGACACCGCAGCCAGGUCUGCUAGUUAUUUCGGACAGGCAUAACGGCAUCAAGGCCGCCCUUGAGUCUCCUGAUGGGGGAUGGCUACCUCCGGCUGCAUACCGUGCAUUCUGCAUUCGACACGUAGCAGCGAAUUUUGCCCUCACCUUCAAGGGCAAAGAUGCUCGUAGGCUUCUUGUGAACGCCGCAUAUGCCAAGACCGAAGUGGAGUUCGAUUACUGGUUUGACAUUCUGCGCUCUGAGAACCCGGCGAUGUGUGACUGGGGGAACAGGAUUGAGUAUUCCUUGUGGACUCAGUAUUGUGACGAGGGGCGCAGAUUCGGGCACAUGACGACCAAUAUCUCUGAGUGUGUGAAUUCAAUCCUGAAGGGUGUCAGGAACCUCCCUGUGUGCUCGCUGGUGAAAGCCACAUACGGCAGGUUGGCUGAACUAUUCGUCCGCAAGGGGAGGGAGGCACAGGCCCAGCUGGGUACCGGACAACAAUUCAGUCAAUACCUGGUAAAGUGUAUCGAGGCAAAUCUAAAAACUGCUAGGUGCUUCACGGUGACUGUAUACGACAGAGAUAACUCGGAGUACACCGUGGCAGAGACGACUCCGACUGGUUCGUUCUCACUGGAAAGCUACAGGGUCUCACUGGGUUCUCAGACAUGUGAUUGUGGAUACUUCCAGACACUUCAUUUCCCAUGUACGCACGCCUUGACAUGCUGUGCCUACUCACGUGUUACUUGGCAGCCAUACGUCCACCCAGUGUAUCGACUCAGUUCGGUUUUCAGUGUAUAUCAGAUGGGAUUCACUCCUCCCAUUCCGGAGGGAUUUUGGCCACCUUAUGACGGGGCGACCAUUAUACCGGACCCGAGUAUGAGGCGUGCGAGGGAGGGUCGUCCACGGUCCACUCGAAUACGGACCAAUAUGAAUGAGACAGAUCCGAACCGGCCCAAGAGAUGUAGCCUCUACAGGCAACCCGGACACACUCGUCGGAGUUGUCCACAGGCCGGAGGACCCAGCCAUGCAGGGUGA
Messenger RNA from Arachis ipaensis, 1920 nucleotides. The record is from RefSeq and is a predicted model, not a curated record. NCBI's taxonomy places the organism in Eukaryota, Viridiplantae, Streptophyta, Magnoliopsida, Fabales, Fabaceae.